This is a messenger RNA of Austrofundulus limnaeus, 2163 nucleotides long. RefSeq names its product Golgi reassembly-stacking protein 1. Gene Ontology annotation, molecular function: protein binding. The coding region runs from base 130 to 1347 and encodes 405 amino acids. Gene Ontology annotation, biological process: Golgi organization. The transcript is spliced from 9 exons. Gene Ontology annotation, cellular component: Golgi apparatus. NCBI's taxonomy places the organism in Eukaryota, Metazoa, Chordata, Actinopteri, Cyprinodontiformes, Rivulidae. The record is from RefSeq and is a predicted model, not a curated record.
UGCCCUGCUGUCCACCUGCCCUCACUGCUAGCGCUAGCUCAAACUCAGGCGUAAUACCCGCGCCUAUAAUGACUGCGAACAUAUUUCUACCUCAGUGACGUUUAGUUCGUAACGUAACUACCAAAAACGAUGGGGUUACCGCAGAGCUCGCUUUUGUCGGACGGUGGAAGUAACUGUGGAUAUCAUGUCCACGGGGUUCAGGAAAACUCACCUGCAGUGAAAGCUGGUCUGGAGCCUUUUUUUGACUUCAUUCUGUCAAUAGGGAACAGCAGACUUAAUAAAGAAAGCGAUUUGCUGCGAGACCUGCUGAAAGCCAACGUGGAGAAGGCGGUCAGACUGGAAGUGUACAACUCAAAAACCCAACGUGUGAGGGAGCUGGAGGUGACACCCAGUAACAUGUGGGGGGGUCAGGGUUUGCUGGGUGCCAGCGUCCGAUUCUGCAGCUUUGACGGGGCCAAUGAGAACGUCUGGCACGUCUUAGAUGUGGCAUCGAACUCCCCUGCAGCACUUGCUGGCCUCGUUGCUUAUGAUGACUUCAUUGUUGGAGCUAAUCAGGUGUUACUAGAUUCAGAAGAUUUCUUCUCUUUGAUUGAAGCCAAUGAGGGGAAAGCUUUGAAGCUGUUGGUUUACAACACACAGAGCGAUCAGUGCAGGGAGGUGGUGGUGACUCCAAAUGGAGCAUGGGGAGGCGAAGGAAGCUUAGGUUGUGGAAUCGGCUAUGGCUAUUUGCACAGAAUUCCAGCUCAUCCUGUUCAACCUAAUAUCCAAAACAAAAGUGUUCUUCAACUGGCGGUUACAGGCGGUGGCGAAGAGGUUGCUUCAUUAGACCAAGCAGAAGCACACCAAGUGACUUCCRUGGCUGAAAGCAGCCCGUCGGAUGAAGCCGGUUGGAGUCAAAUCGAAGGAGCUGCGCCAAAUUUGGGCACAUUAUCACCCACCCAGCAGAAAGCACACCUUGAGGUUUCCGACACACCUGAAGCCAUAACUUCAGAUGGGACAGAAGUCGUUUCCACCUGUGAUGAAGGUCACAGCUCURUCGUUGCUAAUUAUGGAGACGAUACUGGUGAUCAGUGUAGCCUGGAUAACUCAUCUUUUGACCAAAGACCUUCAUCUCCAGAGGGAGACGACGACUCGGGCACUCAGCACACAGAACAGGAUUCUGGUAUAAACCUGACCAGCAGCACUUCUCCCUCCACCARAACGUCAGAUAACGCCGCUGAGCUCAAAGUUCCCACAGAAAGUACGAAAAUCAUCCCAGAGCUGCAGGAUCCUAACAACGCUGCCCCCUCCACCUCAGGCCAUACUUUAGGGGAGGUGGAGCUGCAGGCGGAUGCUGCAGACCCCUAAGAGAAGCYGUUACGUCGUCUCAUGUAAAGGACGGUUAAGAGAAGACUAAAAACCUCUUUUUGUAUCUUUGGGUUGUAUCACUGGAAUAACUCUUAUUUUGGAAGAAUUUUCUUUGAAACAGAGACACUGCUGCAUGCUACAUUGCACAUUUAAGAAUGUUCUGUUGACUUCAACGUAAAGAAAUGCGAAUGUAUUCUAGAGUUCAGACAUAUGAAACAAGAUAAWGCCUUAGUUGAUUUGAUUUGCUGCAAAAAACAAGUUUGCACAAAAAGGCCAAACAAGAAAAAUAUGCAGUUUUGUUGUUUAUAAAGGCCUGAAGUUUGAACUGGAUUCUGAUGCUUUUGGAUUGUGGGUUAAUACUUUUAACAUUAUAUACUUUUUGUUUCAUGGGCACACUUGAAGAUUAUUAUAUAUUAUUAUUUUUUUUGGAACUUGAGCAUUUACCAUCYAAACCUCUUUGCCUUUAACUGCUGUUUUAUUUAAUGUUAUUAAUGUUUGACGUUUGGGUGUAAAUGAGCCAUGUGUGAUGGAGUUCUCUGGACUGUUGUCAGUGUUUUGUCCUUGAAGGUUUUUAUUCCGAGUUUUGUUUUCUGCAAGACAGAAAAAUCUACAUAAAAAGAAGCUACUUUUAUUGGAGCGAGUUCAUGGUUUCUGACAGCAGGUGUCAGCAAAUCUUUCUAAUUUCAGAUUUGUAUUUCUCUGCAGCUGCAAAGAUGAGGACAUUUUCAGAACUGAAUGAAGCUAUAGGGUUUCAUCUGCUGGAAAUAAGAUCAUGUUAACUACAUCUGAGUGCAAAUAAAGGGAUUUAAUUGCUGA